Molecule: messenger RNA, 209 nt
Organism: Dibothriocephalus latus
Lineage: Eukaryota; Metazoa; Platyhelminthes; Cestoda; Diphyllobothriidea; Diphyllobothriidae
Source: the annotation of a GenBank genome assembly
GGCGACUGCAAUUACGGCUCGAACGUGCGCGAUGCUGCCUGCUACUGUUGCUGGGCCUUUGCUCGCGCCUACAAAGCUUCCGAUUUCGCUGCUCAUGUGGAGGUCAUUUCUCGAAAGCUGAUUUUGUCGGCCCUCUUCGACAGGGAGCUGAACGUUCGCAGAGCUGCAGCUGCGGCUUUUCAAGAAAAUGCCGGAAGACAGGUUCGUUA